Messenger RNA from Elaeis guineensis (African oil palm), 1385 nucleotides. The record is from RefSeq and is a predicted model, not a curated record. NCBI's taxonomy places the organism in Eukaryota, Viridiplantae, Streptophyta, Magnoliopsida, Arecales, Arecaceae.
UCUAUAUACUAAGAUAAUAUUACCCAUCCCUGGGACGCCAUUCUCCUGUGUAAAAUAUGUAUUCCGAGUCCAAGGAGUGACGUCAAAGAAAGAAAUUAAGAGAGAGAGAGAGAGAGAGAGCAGAGGCGACUUGGUGAGAGCCCCUAAUUUUCCUUCCAUAUAAAGCCAAGGAGAGGGGAAUGCGAGACUCUAUCAGCUGAUGCUACGCCGGCCCGUCCAUGAGACCAACACCAACAUGGCAACUUCGGACCGGAGCCUUUUGGACCGGCUCAAAUGGCAGCAACCACAGCAGGACUCCUACUUUACAUUAAGCAACCGUUGCCAUGCAAAUGAUAGCUAUCUACUAGCUAGCUCUAUAGACCAAGCAAACCACACCACAACCAUUAGUAGCUAUGAGGAGGAGGAGGAGGAGGAGAACAAGCAGCAGCUCAAUAACCACUGUACCAUUUUGGGCUCUUCUUCAUUGCAGACAGAGUGCACCCGCGCCUCUAAGAAGAGGAAGGCCGACAGAUUUCAUAGUGGAAAGGUGGGUUGCACUGGUGAUGGAAUGGAGGGUAGCACCAAAGAAAAGAUAUCAAUCAAGGGAGACAAAGGUGGCGGAGUACCAGUGGCUAGGCCCGAAGUGGAAAACCAACAACGGUCCAACAAUAACAACGAGAAGAAAGAAGCUUCAGGUGAGAGCUCAAAGGAUAAUUCAAAAGCAUUGGCGCCGAUGCAGGACUACAUCCACGUGAGAGCUCGCCGGGGCCAAGCCACCGAUAGACAUAGCUUGGCUGAAAGAGUAAGGAGAGAGAAGAUCAGCGAGAGAAUGAACUUUCUACAAGAUCUUGUGCCAGGGUGCAACAAGAUAACGGGGAAAGCUAGCAUGCUUGAUGAGAUCAUCAACUAUGUUCAGUCACUUCAGAAACAAGUUGAGUUUUUGUCGAUGAAACUGGCCAGUGUGAAUCCGAGUCUCGAAUUCAAUACCGACGAAUUCUUCAGCAAAGAGAUUGACCCAGUUCCGAGCACAAUUUGUCCACCAGCUGGGAUGCCAUGCGAGCCCGUGGACGCAUCCUAUCUUCCAUUCGACAACUUGGAGCAAGCAGUUGCACGAGGUGGCCUCGACAUGGCCUUGGACAAUUCAGAGUUAGCCCUUCGCAGAACCAUGAGUGCACCUGCGGCAGUGCCGGAAGCAUUCAUGGAUUCAUGUUUCAGUGUUAAUGGUUCUUUUGUCGCUUGGGACAGCGAUAUGAGGAGUUGUUGCGACAUGGUAAUGCACCAAGGAUUAGAAUUUCCACUAGUGGACCUUCGAAGUCAUGAUGAUGACCAUCAAGAAUGGCUACAUGAAUAUCACUACCUUUAACAAAUUAAUUAUUUAAAAAUUGCAUGUUUAUGUUGACACAAAU